Messenger RNA from Cordyceps militaris CM01, 2304 nucleotides. RefSeq lists its product as uncharacterized. The record is from RefSeq and is a predicted model, not a curated record. The coding region runs from base 1 to 2304 and encodes 767 amino acids. Lineage: Eukaryota; Fungi; Ascomycota; Sordariomycetes; Hypocreales; Cordycipitaceae. The transcript is spliced from 3 exons.
AUGGACAAAAUGAUUCGACGACCUAGCAGGCUCGGCCGCUCAAGGCUCCCGGGCUUCAAACCUCGAUUCUUAUUAUUUGCUGCCGCCAUGGCCUUUACGACGUGUUUCUUCUUCUUCACCCGCUCAGCAGAUUUGCGCAUCGUUCCUUACGUCCACGACAACGGAAAGUCAUACGGCUUAAACCUGUUUGGGAGCUCGGAAAAGCCCUUGAUGGACCCAACAGAUAAAAACAACGGAGGUGCCAUUCCUUACUGGGAGCUCAGUGCCAGCGACAUCAAACACUGGAGCGAUCCUGACGACCGCGAAGACCCAAACGAAGUCCAGCCGGGGACGGAGCAAGACGGCACUCAACGCGGCGCAGACGAAACGAGCAAGUUACAGGACGAGAAAGACAAGCGCAAGCUCUGGCGAUAUCUUUACAGGGCGACAGCCAACCUGAAAACCUCUAACCAGAUCUACGGCAAGACUUUGGCUACACUCAGCAAUAAAGAUAACCGAACCGAUGAGCAUGCCAAGAAGCUCGUUAGUAAGCCUGACACCAGCAUUAAAGUCAGCUAUAGCAUGGACGAACCUGUCUAUUUCGAUCCUUACCCAAGCUACAACAGCAAAGAAUGGCAGGCCGACGGGUACGCACCCCACGUUGCGUGCAAAGGCGCAAAUGGAAGAGAGAUUGAGGACCUGAAGGUAUUCAAAGGCCGCCCAGAAGACUUUCCCACGCACCUCAUGGGAAGCUACAAAGCACUCAACCUCGAUCCCAACAUUUGCUGGGAACGCGAGACUCGACUCGGGCCCUAUGGACUACAUGAACAGACGAAGCAAGUUGGUGGCCGUUUACAAGCCCUUCACUGGGAUAACGUCGACUGGGGCAAACUGCAGCGUGUCUUCUACCCCGAGACGCAACGCUUCAUUCCCGCUCCGUCAGCUUCUGAACAAACGCAAAUCUCCAUCAAUGGUAACGGCAAAUCACACGACCACAGCGUUAAAGUCCGUGACUCUCAGUCGGAGGAGGUAGCGUCAUCUGAGGCGGCGGCAGCCGACAUCACGCCACAGUACAAGACAGAGAAUCGCACUGCCCUUUUGUUGCGCUCUUACACGGGAAAAGGGUACACCGAAAACGACAAACAAACCAUUCGCUCUCUUAUUUCUGAACUUGCUUUAAAAUCUGGCGGCGAAUACGAAGUAUUUCUACUUGUUCAUGUCAAGGAUGGCUCCAAGGAUAUUUUCAAGAACCAACAAGACUAUUUGCAAGUUUUGUUCGAGCAUGUCCCUGUCGAAUUUCACGGGAUUACUGUCCUCUGGAAUGAUCAAUCCGUCAAAGAGAUUUACACCGAGAUGAAGGAUGACAAUGCACGAGACGUCCACCACGCGCAAUGGCUAUCGGUUCAAAAGUUUAGCUACGACCACCCGGAAUUUGAGUACAUUUGGAAUUGGGAGAUGGACUUUCGCUACACUGGCCACCACUAUGAUUUGCUCGACAACAUCCAUAAAUUUUCGCAAAAGCAGCCCCGAAAGGGCCUCUGGGAGAGAAACGAGCGUUGGUACGUUCCUGGAUAUCACGGUGACUACGACACGACUUUCCGAGAGUCAAUCGAACAGCAAUAUGGUGACAAUAUCGUGUGGGGUCCCCCAGACCUGCCGUUUAUCAAGCCCCAAGGACCAAAGCCACCGAGGGCCUCGUCCGAGGAUAACUACGAAUGGGGUGUUGGAGAAGACGCAGACGUGAUUACCGUCGGACCCAUGUUCAACCCCGUCCACAGCCUCUGGAUCAUGGCGGACCACAUCUGGGGCUACAGUGAUGAGAACCACAGAAGGGAGGACAUUCCCAGACGAACUACCAUUGUCACGCACUCCCGCAUCUCAAAACGGUUGCUCAGCCUGAUGCAUACCGAGAACAUGCGAGGCAACCACGUCGCCUCCGAGAUGACGCCGCAAACGAUCGCGCUGCAUCACGGACUCAAGGCCGUAUUUGCCCCCCAACCAGUCUUUAUGGACCGCGACUGGACCGGCUCCUUCGUCAACAAGUGGUUUAAUGCUGGGCCGGGCGGUGUUUCUGGCAGCUAUGGCAGCGCCAUGGGUUGGGGCCGCGAGCGUCGCUACCAGGGCACUACCUGGUACUAUCGUGCGGAGCCUCCCAAUCGCCUCUUCAACAACUGGAUGGGCUGGGAGGACACGGGUAUCGGCGGCGCCAGCUGGGAGCAGUACAAUGGGCGCCCGUGCUUACCUUCCAUUAUGCUGCAUCCUGUCAAGAACGCUGAGCCAACGAAGAAGGGCCAUGCAUCCAGCUUUGAUCUUGGCUACGGCUAA